Molecule: messenger RNA, 5493 nt
Organism: Ixodes scapularis (black-legged tick)
Lineage: Eukaryota; Metazoa; Arthropoda; Arachnida; Ixodida; Ixodidae
Product: zinc finger MYND domain-containing protein 11
Exons: 13
Coding region: 90-1943 (617 amino acids)
Biological process (GO): regulation of transcription elongation by RNA polymerase II
Molecular function (GO): transcription corepressor activity; protein binding; DNA binding
Source: RefSeq, a predicted model, not a curated record
UGUGCACGUCCGGAACUCCGGCGCUCGCUCGCUCGCUGGCGGACCUUUCGCCAUUUGGACUUCGGCAAAAAAUACAGGUGGGCCCCAACAUGGCGACGUGCAAGCGCAGGCUGUCGUGCCCGCAGACUGUGCAGCACCUCUGGGACGCUGUCGACUCCAUCCGACAGCAGAAACAGGUGAGCAACCUGGAGCGGGUGGCCAACUACAUGCGCCGCAAGCACCACCUGUCGGCAGCGGACACGGAGCGGCAGCUGGGCCACGCCGUGCGGGACGCCCUGAUGCUCUCCCGCAAGAAGAUGGGCUUCAAGGGCUCCAAGGUGGGCGUGCCCCAGGAGGCCUUCCAGCUGCCCGAGGAGCCCCCGGAACGGGAUGGACAUGACUGGUACUGCUUCGAGUGCCACCGGGGCGGAGACGUGCUGCUCUGCACUUCCUGCCACCGGGUGUACCAUGUUGUCUGUGUCAAGGAGGACCUUUCCAACGAGGAGAAGUUUGUCUGUUCUGUCUGCCAGCUACUGCAGGAAAAGGAUGAGUUGAAGCUGAAGGCAGAGGACUUGAACAUGCUCCUUGGCUACACCUGUGUUCGACUCAAGGACAAGACAUGCACGACGAAGGAGCUGCACCGCCUGCUUUCGACGGAAGCAGACACUUGGAAGCAGAACCAGCUCAUCUACCAGAAAAUGGACCUGGUCACCAUGGAGGAGAAGACACGCAACGGCGACUACAUGGGGCUCGAGGAAUUCCGGGCGGACGCCCAGACCAUCGUUCACAACGUCGUCAUUUUUUACGGCAUCCACAGUUGCAUGGCCGACAUGGCCCGGCAGAUGCUGCGGGACUGCAGCUACGACCUGGGCGAGAUCCGCCAGUGCAGCGCCUGCUACCGCAUGUCCAAUGAGAAGCGGGACAAGUUCUGGUUCUGUCAGCCAUGCGACCCGCCGCACGACCUGGUCUUCGCCAAGCAGAAGGGCUUCCCCUACUGGCCGGCCAAGGUCAUCCGCAUCGACGACCACUGCUACGACGUCCGCUUCUUCGGCGGCUACCACCAGAGAGCCCUAGUAGACCGGUCCAACAUCAAGCCCAUCGGCACAAGCCUGAAGCAGAUUGCGGCAAAGCGCACCACGGCACUCAACAAGGCUCUGGAGGAGUUGAAGAGGCACCAGCAACUGCUCGAGCACCGGUCCAGGGGCACCUCCGGAGACUGCAGCUCCCCUGCGAGACACUCGCCGGUCAAGGCCAAACGGGGCCGAGGGCGGCCUCGGCGCGUCGUGGUCCCGCAGCCGAGCUCUUCCUCGUCGUCUUCGGAGGACGACCAUGAGGAGGAGGAGGAAGAGGAGGGGGAGGGGGAAGAAGUGUCCGAGGAUGAAGAAACACCUUCGUCAUCCUCACUUGCCAAGAUGGCACGCCUGAAGGACGAAUCUUCGUCGGAAGACCACAACGUCGUGUCCUCGUCCUGCCAGGAAUCUCCCAGCUGCAGAGUGUCCACGUCGACGCAGACGCACAAGAAGAUGCUGGUGAGCAAGGCAGCAGGGGAAGAGGCCCGGUGCGACUGCGAGGCCAGGCACCAGCUGAGUUCCAAGGACCUCCGAGAAGAGCUGGAGGCCAAGCACGCACGUGACAGAGAGCGCCUUGCCCAAGAGAUCGAAGAAAAGGUGCGCAAGCAGUGCGAGGCGGAGAAGCUGAAGGAGGUGGGCUCUGUCCUGGAGCGCAUGCGGGAGGAGCUGGAGCAGCACAAGCUGCGGGACAGGGACGCCCACGAGCAGGAGCUGGCUGCGCUGGAGGAGCGCCACCGGCAGGAGAUCUCCGACACCAAGAAGAAGCAGUGGUGCUACAACUGCGAGGCGGAGGCCAUCUACCACUGCUGCUGGAACACGCUCUACUGCAGCGUGGAGUGCCAGCAGGUGCACUGGCACAAGGAGCACAAGCGCUCCUGCCGACGCAAGCAGUGAUUCCCCCGGGCCCGGGCAGGCUCCAACUUGGGGCUACGGUGCGGACUCGGAACGGUGGCAGGGACGUUUGGGGGCAUUCCACGGCGUCCACCGAGGCAGAGAGCAAAGCUCCGUGACUGGUCGAGCGUUCGCCGUCGCCGGUCGACUCGACUUCGCGGCGUUCGACCGUCCCGCGUCGCAUCGAAGUGUCGUCUGUCGACGUCUAUGAACGCCUUGUUUGACCACAGUGCUUGGAGCGUGUAUUUGACCGGUUCGUUUACCGGGUCCACGAAAGAGGUCCCUCGAUUUUCGCCCAACGACGUCGCGGAAGUGUCGUUCUGUUGUCUGCCGCGAUUCUGGUGGUAAUGCGGCAGCGGAGCUGUACGUGGCAGGCGCCUGUUCCGCCGUAAGUCGCUCUGCAGUCGGACAGUCGACGAAGACCAAAGUGGAUACGACAUGGGACGCUGCGACGACGGGGACCCUCGCAUACCUUUGCCUUUUUUGCCCGCGUCUUUACAACCGACUGCCAGUAUCGUGACAUCCGACGGCACGACACUCCGACUGCCGAGACGCAAUUCGUCGUCACUUCGGCACCAUUUUCGACGCAUGGCCAGGAUUGGACGGUAAACACUCCAGUCAAAGACACGUUUUAGACAUUGUAACAUCGUCUCUCAGAGGCUGCAGGCACUUUGUUUUGACAAUGUUACUUAGUGGGUGCCAAGGAGCAAGGCCGGCAGAAAUUCUGCAACGGGCGUCGGUGCUGCGGGAAAGGCGAAAAUUGCGCGACCGAGCAAUCCGCGUUGAGCCGACGAGGAGGGACAUGGGUCUUGAAAUGCCGAAAAAUUGUCCAAACCACGGUGUCGGAGGAUAAAUUUCAUCGCCCGUAGAUGCUCCUCUUCGAAGUCGAAAGCGUGCCGUCGACAAAAGUUGUUGACCUCUUUACUACCUUUGAAGGAGUAGAGCCGUCAAACUUUUGGGUUGCCUUUGUUUGUCAGUAAACUUGGAACACAACUUAGAAUUUGCUGAAAUACCGCAGAUAUGUUUGAUGUCUUAUUGUUUUCAUUGUGGUUGCUGGGAACGGAAUCUGCACUCGAAGGACGACUAUUUUUUCAUCUUAUAAUCAAAAGCAUGUCAUCCAAAUUUCUAGUGUGGUGGGAAGGGCUUGUUUUGAGGCAUUGACUAUAAUCAAAAGCAUGUCAUCGAAAUUUCUAGUGUGGUGGGAAGGGCUUGUUUUGGGGCAUUGACUAACCUAAGUGGUAAAAUUGGGUUCCCACCCUUACCCUUUUGGAGUAAAGCACAAAAAAGCACCAAUGACAUGCUUGUGCUAACCGUCACGCAGCGUAUUUAGUGGUUUGUUGGUAUACUCUUGUGUUUCAUGGUUGGUAGUGUCAUAUGCAAUAGAGUAAAGUGAUACAAACUAAGAGCUUUAUGUUUCCACUUUAAGAGGUCACUAAGAGGUUUCUGAACUUGUUUCUUUAAUUUUAUGUCAAUAAUGAUCUAUUUGCUCCAAGCUCUCUUAAAAAUUCUAAGUUACUCUUAUGCAGCUUAUUUUUGUAUUAAAAGCACAAUCAUUUGUACGUUGCAGUUCGGAGGAGCAUAUUAAAGGGCCCUUUGUGACGCCGACAGAUGCCCUUUGUCACGCUUUGGUGACAAAGGUCAUCUGUCCGCGAAUCGUGAGCCAUGGUCUCAGGCAACGGAUGAAAAUUACCCCGCUUGUUCGUCGCGAGGCAGGUCGUGGCUUGCGGUUGGUUGGCUGACGGGUGCAUUUUGUCAUUAUUCUUUGUAAUCUUCUCCUCCUCUAUACUGGAUGUAUUGAUGUUUUAUCACAUUUUUACAAAGAAAUUGGCCACACAUGACAGUAAUUUUGAAUGCUAUAAGGCUCGUAGAUCAUUAUCAUCGAAGAAAGUGCAGCUUUAAGCAUCUAACUUGGCUAGAAUGCCUCUUUCUAACAAAAUCAGAAUUUCAUGAGCCAUUAUUGCAUCUCUCUCCCCUGUCUUGUACCUUUUCCUUCUCUUUUUCUGUUCAUGCAUCAUAGUCUUGAUUUUACGGUACAGGUAAUAGUAGUAAUCGACUUCCAGUGCAUAAACUUUUACUCGCAGUAAUUGAAAAUUUAUAACUUUAAUUUUUACUCACCGACUCUCAUCGCCUGAUAAUGUAAAAUGACUCCAGAGGAAUGUUAAUAUCCGUACAUAUGCUCUGCAGGGCAGCUCUCUAUCAACAGAUUCAUGGUAUUGCUUUUAGAUACUUUAUCAUUUAAUCGGGAAAUGUCAAAUGUUAUUGGCUGCAACAAAGUGAACAAUGAGGACCAUAGCAAUCGCUGGCGAAUGAAGUAGCAUAGGGGCACAUCUGUACAAACGAUGAAUGAGGAGCAUCCAUAGUUAAGAUCUCUAUAGUCGCUGGCAGGCUGAGAACGGCUGGGCGUGUGCCUGGCGCACAUAAAAUGCCCUAGCGUUAUCGAAGGUAGGAAGCUUAUGGUGGAGGUGGACCAACUGAAACUCUUCUCUGUCAGUCUCACCCUGCCGGUGGCUAUAGUUUCAAGACCCUUGUCCUUCCGAGCGUGGGCUGUCGGUACGGACAUUUUUUUUGGUGGAAACAUAGAUGCGAGCAUCGGACAUCCUGUUAGGUGGGCCGCACAAAUUUUUUUAGCGGUCCGACAUGAUGGAGCGUUUUUUUCGAGGUUCACGCGAAACAAGUGCAUCAUGGAGCUGUGGUCCUACGUGAGAAUUCGGGAUUUUGUGGGGAUUACCCGAGGAACGCAACCCCGCGUACCCAGUUGCGGGUCACCACGACACACCCGGCCAUGAGUGGACGCCUGCCUUCCUCGCGCAUCUCUCAUUGUGUACAUAGUUGCAGGCGAGCAAAGUGCUUUGUCAUUCAUCCCGCUGUCCCCCUGUGGUGGUGCACACUUGUGAAUAGGACACUCUCCUCUCCCUCAUGCUACCUUGGAAAGAAGCAUUUGCUCGUUUGUGCAUCUUUGAACAUAACGCACCUCAUUUUUCUGGAAUACGGGAAUCCAUUUUUUCUUUUGUCUUAGGGUGUUGCUGUAAGGACCUCAUUGUAGUAGCUGUGUUGCGCAUCUUCCCAGAGAGGCGGGCAGCCCCGUGUUUUUUUCAAGGACGGACUGCCCUAGUCAUUCAUUCCGUCUUUUUGAUUGUUACGUUUUUGCCUCUGCGACGAGGGGGCUCUUUCUUCCUCGUUGCAUGCACAGGUUGACUUUCCUCUCGCCCUGGCUCAGUGUGUGUUUUGUGCGCCUACGUAGGCAGUGCUGUAAAAGAGCUGCUACCAAGCUGAAUAUGUCUUACGAGAGAGUAGAAGCUUCUUCAGUUUGUACUGAUUUGCGGGAGUUUUGAAUGAAAACGUUUUAUAAAAUAAGCUGAACGAGGUGACGUCCCUCUUUUUUUUGCCAGCGAAUGAAGAUCCACGGAAUCACAUGUGAUGUGGCGAUUUUCUGUGGUUCCAUGAACCCUCACGAAGCAAGCAACAUUGGAGAUCAAUGGGCUUGCAAUCCAGAUGUGCUCUUGAACAUAGUUUGUCAAGAAGGUUUUAAUAAUAAAUGCGUUAGAAUGAAAAA